UGACUGUACGGAAAGAGGAAGCAAGAUAGGCUACACACGGAAAGUGAAAGACAGAUAGAUAGAAAGAAAGAGAGGGAUCAGACAGGGAGCGAAAAAAGAGACAGACAGACGGAGUGAGGGAGUUCGUUCUUGGGAAGAAAACUUCCUCGACGCAGCGUCGGGUGGGCAAACUUCGGGCCUUGUCUUAUCCAGUUGCUAGGCAACCGACCGCGCAUACCGCUCUCUUUUGGCAGGACGCGGCCAGGGCAGAGACUUAGGAUGCGUGCCUUGCAGGGCUUCUUUCUAUUGGUCCUCGGAAUCAUUAGCCACGCCCACUCCCAUCUCAACCUGACUCUGAAUGGUCAGUGGGUGGAGUGGAAGGACCAAUACAGUAAGGAGUAUGGCAGCCAGGGGGAGGAGACCCAGAGGAGACAGGUCUGGGAGCAGAACCUGAGGAUGGUGGAGAAACACAACCUGGAGGCUUCUCUGGGCCUUCACUCCUUCACCAUGGGCCUCAACCACCUCUCAGACAUGAUGUCUGAGGAGGUGAACGCCCUCCUCAACGGGCUGAGGGAGGAGGAGGAGGAGGAGCUCCGUCGUCACGGCAACCUGACGGUAGCCCCGCUGGGCGGGGGCGUGGCCCUGCCCCCGUCGGUGGAUUGGAGGAGCAAAGGCAUGGUCGGCCCAAUCAGAAACCAGGGAUCUUGUGGCUCGUGCUGGGCGUUCAGCGUUUCGGGGGCCUUGGAGGGCCUGAUGAAGAGGUCCACGGGCAAGCUGGUCACCCUCAGCCCCCAAAAUCUGCUGGACUGCAGCACCAAGUACGGCAACCACGGCUGCAAGGGUGGCUUCCUCUCCAAGACCUUCAACUACAUCAUCGGGAACAAGGGCAUGGACUCGGACAAGUCUUACCCCUAUGAGCACAGGGAGGGGAAAUGCCGGUACUCCGUGCAGGGCAGAGCCGGGUACUGCGGGGGGUACAAGGUCCUCCAGCACAGGAGCGAGACGGAGCUCCAGACCGCGGUCGCUAACGUCGGCCCCAUCUCUGUGGGCAUCAACGCCAGGCUGCCCACGUUUAUGGGCUACAGAGGGGGAGUGUACAGUGACCCACGGUGCAGCUCCAAAACGAUCAAUCACGCGGUGCUGGUGAUCGGGUACGGCACGGACAGGGGGCAGGAUUUCUGGCUGGUGAAGAACAGCUGGGGAAAAGGUUGGGGUGAAAGUGGAUUCAUCCGAAUGGCGAGGAACAAACACAACAUGUGUGGGAUCGCUAACUACCCCACAUAUCCCACCAUGUGAUACGAACCUCCAGGGCCGAGAACUGCUGCUGUUCCACCCUCCCUUUACCUGGGAGUCAGGGGCCAGACAGACUGGCCAACCAGUGGCACUAAUUACCCGGGAGAAAAAGAAAACCAGGGCCGGAGCUGGAUUCCAGGUCCAGAUUUGAUGGUCCCUGCAAGUGGACUGGAAAAGUAAACCUUUUAAUCACCUCUUAAUCUUAAAUUAAACACUGGAAAAAAACAGUAUAAUAUAUGCAUACACAGUAUCUAUAUGCUUGUCAUGACCUUUAUUUAUAUGGGUUUAUGUUUGCAAUGAUUGGAAUCCUUGGAACUUCCACAGGUCAAACGGGUUUAGCUGUUUUUUUUUAAUGUAUGCAAAUAAAAAUGGUUUACAUGUA
Messenger RNA from Conger conger (European conger), 1654 nucleotides. RefSeq names its product procathepsin L-like. Gene Ontology annotation, biological process: immune response. The record is from RefSeq and is a predicted model, not a curated record. Lineage: Eukaryota; Metazoa; Chordata; Actinopteri; Anguilliformes; Congridae. Gene Ontology annotation, molecular function: cysteine-type endopeptidase activity. Gene Ontology annotation, cellular component: lysosome. Bases 259 to 1275 code for a protein of 338 amino acids. The transcript has 8 exons.